UGAUCUUUUGAAGCCAAUAGUUCACAGGGGAGGAGCGGGUUGCUAUGCAACUCCUGWCAACUGRAUCAAKACUAUUUUGAGGAUCGAUGCAAAAGAAAUGAUUACAUCGGAAAGUAUAACCUAACAAGGAAGAUUUCCUUCCAAGAAACAUAAAAAGAUGAAGCAGAAUCGACACUGUUACUUCUUUGUAACUUUGAUCUUCUUCUUCGUCUCUGGUCUGGUGCUUUCAGCACUAGGUGUAAAUAGCUGUCCUGAGGGGUGGACCAUGUUUGGAAAUGAUUCUUGUAUCUCCAUUUCAUCUGAAAGUUCUUCGUGGGUGGAAGCGAACAAAAAUUGCACUGGUCAUAACAACUUAACUGAAUUGAUAAAUAUUAGAGACGUUAAAGAAGAACUUCUUCUGGCUGAAAUACUACGAAAUCUGACGCUAAAGGCGAACAAAACAAGCAAGUUCUACAUAGGUCUAGAAGGGCGCAAAUGGAAUGAUUCCAAUCAAUUUAAUUUUACCUGGACUGACUCUAAGAAUCUGUACAAUUUCACRAACUGGCGAAUCAUUAAUGAGACCAACUGUACUGUGUUUAAUGUUGGCGACCGAGUGUGYWUAUACUUUGAUACUGAAGUUUCAACKUGGAGACUGGGAAACUGUACGAGGAAAGAGCGAUAUGUUUGUAAACAGACCUUUAUUAAAGCUCCUGUUUCUUCGAUAUGUAAAAAAGGAUGGCAUGAAAUUUCAAAUUUCUGUAUUUUCGUCUCGGAGAAAAACACCUCUGGAUACAGUUAUGGAAAAUCUUGUAACCAAUUCGACAACCGAAGCUAUCGUGUAUGGAUUAAUAAUCAAGACAAAGACAAUGAAAUUAUCAAUGUUUUAAAGAAUGUUGUCAAGACUUCCUCUGAGUUUUAUAUUGGACUCGUCCGAUAUAAACAUGAGAUGAAGUUCUACUGGAAUACUGGAUUAAUGUACAAUUAUACAAACUGGUACUCUAUUAACGAGACUAGAAGGACUGCUGGCAAUGGUGAAAGCCGCUUAUGUGCUUAUUACGGCUUGAAUUACAAAUGGCGUCUUGAUAGUGGCUGUUCAAAACCAAGGAGAUAUAUUUGUUCAAUACGUAAGUGGAAAACUAGAGAUUGACAGCUUUUGCAAACUUAAUAUCCCCACAUCAUAGAUGGAUGCAGCAGAGAGGGUUCGUCAAUAUGGUGACUCGCUUUCCUUACACCCUCCUCUGGACCCUCUCC
Molecule: messenger RNA, 1230 nt
Organism: Exaiptasia diaphana
Lineage: Eukaryota; Metazoa; Cnidaria; Anthozoa; Actiniaria; Aiptasiidae
Product: secretory phospholipase A2 receptor
Exons: 6
Coding region: 158-1126 (322 amino acids)
Source: RefSeq, a predicted model, not a curated record